UCCACGAGAGUGCAGUGCACCAGACAACAAGUAACCGAUCAACUGGGGCACUUUGCCCGCGCGUGGCGCGGCCCAGGAGAGCAGAGAACACACCGAAAGGAAGGCCAUGGCGAAGCCGACCGUCGUGCUCCUGCCGGUCUGGGCUUCCGGCCAUUUCAUGCCCACGCUCGAGGCUGGCAAGCGCCUCGUCGCGGCCCUCGGCUCCGGCGUCUCCCUUACCGUGCUCGUCAUGCGGCCCCCGACGCGCGAGUCCGCGUCGCAGGUCGCCGCGCACGUCGCGCGCGAGUCUGCUACCGAGCCCGGCGUCGGCGGCGGCUGCGAGGUGAUCUUCCAUCGCCUCCCUAGCGUAGACCCACCCACGGACUGCGUCACCGUCGAGGAGUUCACCUCCCGCUACAUCCACCUCCACGCGCCGCACGUCAGGGCCGCCGUGGCCGCGCUGCCGGCCCCCGCCGCCGCGCUCGUCGUCGAAUUCACCUCCACGACCAUGCUCGACGUCGCCCGGGAGCUCGGCGUCCCGGCAUACGUCUAUUUCGCUUCGUCUGCCGCCAUGCUCGCGCUCAUGCUGCGGCUGCCGGCGCUACACGAGGAGGUGACCGCGGACUUUGGGGAGAUGGAGGGCCAGCACGUGCACGUCUCAGGCUUGCCUCCGGUGCCGGCGUCGUGUAUGCCGCAGUCCGUAAUGAGCAAGAAGAGCCCGAGCUAUGCGGACACCGUGUACCACGGCGGACGCCUCACGGAGGCCGAAGGAAUCAUCGUGAACACCGCAACGGAGCUCGAACCGGCUGUGCUGGCGGCGAUCGCCAAAAGCCAAUGCACGCCUGAACGCCCAGCCCCGCCGCUGUACCCAAUCGGCCCGGUGAUCCCAUCGGACGGGGCAUCGAGCAACUAUGACUGUCUCCAGUGGCUCGACGUGCAAUCGCAUACCUCGGUGGUGUUCCUCUGCUUCGGCAGCCUAGGAUUCCUCAGCGCGGAGCAGGUGAGGGAAGCAGCCACGGGCCUUGAGCGAAGCGGGCAGCGCUUCCUGUGGGCUCUGCGUGCAUCGCCGACCGUGGAGUUCCGCCACUCGUCGGACGCUAGCAUCCUGGAUGACCUUCUUCCGGAUGGGUUCUUGGAACGGACAAAGGAAAGGGGGCUCGUGUGGCCGGCGUGGGCGCCGCAGCGGGAGAUCCUGGCGCACCCCGCCGUGGGCGGCUUCGUGACGCACUGCGGCUGGAACUCGGUACUCGAGGCCCUGUGGGCCGGCGUGCCUAUGGCGCCGUGGCCGCUGUACGCGGAGCAGCACCUAAACGCGUUCGAGCUCGUGGCCGCCAUGGGCGUCGCGGUCAGGAUGGAUGUUGACAGGAAGAGGAACAACUUGGUGGAGGCGGGGGAGCUGGCGCGGGCGGUACGGUGCCUUGUGAGCGGCACCGCCGAGGAAGAGGAGGGCAAGCGGGCGAGGGAGAGGGCCGCGGUGGCGAGGGACGCGUGCCGGAAGGCAGUGGCGCGCGGCGGGUCUUCCUACGCUUCGUUGCACGGCGUCGCCGCGGCCUUGCGGCGUCGGUUGGAAGCGUGAGGGGACGCGAGGUGACCACCUCGAUAGGCAUCGGAAGCAAUUUUUGAUAGUGGUGAUUCGUACACGUCGCUCGCUCAUUCCAAAUUUUGAUGUACCUCAGUUCAGGAUACACAAACUACACACGCAGGCCAACAAUCUAACGUUGAGGACUUGGCCUUCGCUUUCUGGUUAAGUCCCCAAGAGUCCAAACACAUAGCAGUGGUGGACCAAGGACUUGCAGUAUAUGCAUUCCAAACUUCGAAUCUAAUAAAAAUUGGGCGAAAUUGAUGAUA
Messenger RNA from Phragmites australis (common reed), 1827 nucleotides. Its product is annotated as anthocyanidin 3-O-glucosyltransferase 2-like. Bases 107 to 1555 code for a protein of 482 amino acids. The transcript has a single exon. Gene Ontology annotation, molecular function: UDP-glycosyltransferase activity. The record is from RefSeq and is a predicted model, not a curated record. Lineage: Eukaryota; Viridiplantae; Streptophyta; Magnoliopsida; Poales; Poaceae.